GGGGUCGAUGCUGUGGAGCUGCAGGCCGUAGCGGUGGGUCGUGUUGACUCUGGUUGAAUAGUAACAUACGUAUAUUUAAAUUGAAAAAAUAUAUACGCUUGUUCUCCGCUCACCUCCAGAAUCACUAUGAUGUCGCAUCGAGACGCAAUCUGCACAACAACAGCGCCACGAAACGACAAGCAAGGACACUUCAUGACCGUUUAAUGCUCCCUUGUUCUCUUUCAUCCAAAUCAAAGGCUUCUAAUAUGUUGGUAUGAUCCAGUAACGGAUUAUCAACACCAUCGCAGACUUAUCGCUGCUCCCCAAAACAGAAUAAACACACCUACAUAGAAAGAGGGAGAGUUUUUUUAGCCUUCCUCCAGCAAUGCGUUUCUGUAGCUGCUGCUCCUCAACUAACACAGUUAAUUUCACUAAACUCUAAUAGAAUCCUCACUGAAACAAGUACAUUUGUAAAUAAUACAAAUGACCAAAUAUUUUAUUCUGAUCGAGGCCUAAAUGCCCAUUUAUAAUAUUUAAAAUGUGAGAUCUGUUUAAUAUUAGAAAUAGGAAAAACAAUGACCCUGAACGCAUGCAGGAAUCUAAGGAGGCUGCUUUAGACAAAACGUCUGGUUCACAGUACAAACAGCCUUUCUGUUUUCUUAUUUCUUAUUUGAGAACUUAUGAAGAUCCCUCCGGUUAAAUCUCUCCAUUUACCAGCGAUAAUGAACCAAGUUUUAAAGGCUGCAUACCUGGCGUUGUUGCGUCGGAAUUCCGGCGUAACGACGGAAACGGUGGCCGGGUGGGAGAGCGGGCGGCAUGCGUCCGACUGGUUCACCCACAUUUGGGGAGCCACAUAACUUCCUUAUCUCGCCACACCCUAACCAUGGCCUAUAAAGCAGAGCCCAAGAGAUAAGACGCAGCACACGCGGAGCUCAACCACCACCCGGACGCCCUCCACCCGACCGCGGCCAAGAACCACCUCCACCCGACCCGACCCGACGACCAUGAGCCUGAGGAGCAAGCAGAGCGCCCGCCCGGGCCUCCGCCCGCCUCAGAGGGGCUUCAGCAGCGUGUCCAUGGCGUCCUACUCCAUCCCCAGGAUCGCCGACGGGACCCGAGCGGCGGCGGCCCCCAUCACGGCCGUGACCGCCAACAGGAGCCUGCUGACCCCGGUCAACGUGGACAUCGACCCCGACAUCCAAGUGGUCCGCACGCAGGAGAAGGAGCAGCUCAAGGGCCUGAACAACCGAUUCCUCUCCUUCAUUGAUAAGGUGAUCUUACUGGAGCAGCAGAACAAAAUGCUGCAAACCAAGUGGGAUCUGCUGCAGGGAGAGGCCUCCGUCGCCUCCGACGUGGAGCCCAUGCUGAAGUCCUACAUCAGCGGCCUGCAGAGGCAGCUGGAGGUCGUCGCCAGCGACAAACUCAGGCUGGACUCUGAGAACCAAGCCAUGCACCAGGAUGUGAGCAAAUACAAGGAAAAGUUCGAGAGUGAGGUCAACAGGAGGAAUGAGGUGGAGAUCCAGUUUGUCUCGCUCAAAAAGGACACGGACGCCGGCUACGUGUCCAAGAUGGAUCUGAGCAACAAGGUGUCUUUGAUCAGCGAUGAGCUGCGCUUUAUCAAGGCCCUGCAUGACGAGGAGCUGCGGGAGCUGCAGGAGAGCCUGAGGGGGACCUCUGUGGUGGUGCAGAUGGACAACUCCCGCGACCUGAACAUGGAACAGGUCGUGUCCGAGGUCAAGGCCGAGUACGAAGACAUCGCCGCUCGCAGCCGCUCCGAAGCCGAGAGCUGGCACCAGAGCAAAUUCGACCGGAUCACCGCUGAGGCGGACCGGCACGCCGAGGACAUGCGCAGCGCCAAGGUGCAGAUAUCCGAGCUCCGCCGGGUGAUCGCCCGCCUGCAGAACGAAACCCAGGCGGUGAAAGCCCAGCACACCAGCAUCCAGGGCCAGAUAGCCGAAGCGGAGCAGCAAGGCGAGGGGGCCGUGCGGGACGCCGGGGCUCGCAUCAGGGACCUGGAGCUGGCCCUGCAGAGGGCCAAGCAUGACAUGGCUCUGCAACUUAAAGAGUACCAGGAGCUCAUGAACCUCAAGCUGGCUCUGGACAUCGAGAUCUCCACAUACAGGAAGCUGCUGGAGGGAGAGGAGGAAAGAAUUGGACAGGACUCUAUUGUCAAAGUCCACACAGUGGCCGCCAUGUCCGCCAAAAGGCACCAGACACGCAAGCCAGGUGUCUUCAUCAAGACCGUGGAAACCAAUGAAGAAUAUUUUACGUCAAAAUAAAUACUGUAAGCAUUUAACUGUAACCAUAUCUUGAACAUCUUUGUUAAUGAACAGCUCCAAUGUGACACAUGUGUGUGUUUGUGCUUCUUUUUUGGAUAUCACGUUAAUCACUGUGUUUACAAUAAA
Messenger RNA from Pungitius pungitius (ninespine stickleback), 2384 nucleotides. RefSeq names its product intermediate filament protein ON3-like. Gene Ontology annotation, cellular component: keratin filament. The coding region runs from base 984 to 2258 and encodes 424 amino acids. The transcript has 10 exons. The record is from RefSeq and is a predicted model, not a curated record. Gene Ontology annotation, molecular function: structural constituent of skin epidermis. Lineage: Eukaryota; Metazoa; Chordata; Actinopteri; Perciformes; Gasterosteidae. Gene Ontology annotation, biological process: intermediate filament organization; keratinization.